This is a messenger RNA of Cladophialophora immunda, 8582 nucleotides long. RefSeq lists its product as hypothetical. Gene Ontology annotation, cellular component: site of polarized growth; cell cortex. The coding region runs from base 304 to 8265 and encodes 2653 amino acids. Gene Ontology annotation, biological process: cell morphogenesis. The record is from RefSeq and is a predicted model, not a curated record. Lineage: Eukaryota; Fungi; Ascomycota; Eurotiomycetes; Chaetothyriales; Herpotrichiellaceae. The transcript is spliced from 2 exons.
CACAUCUCAUUGCGGGUUCUCUCUUCUUUCUCCGUCUAAGCACAUCACCCACUGCCUCCCACAACCUGCGUUUCUCGGUCCAGAAGCAAUGACGCAGUCUCUGCCCUCUCCUCAACGUCGGCCAACAGGGGCGCACAAUGUUGCAUAACCGUGAGUGUCAAUUCGGAAUUCUUCCGCUACCCAUUCCAAACGUCCAACCCUCAGGUCUCCCUCUCCACACGCCUGCAAGAUUUGCCCACGAUCGAUGCUCUGCGUCAAGAUGAGCCAGGCCAUGAGCACAUGACCCCGUUCUAACCGCGUCCAAUGCUAUCAGAUGCUCCGUCCGCUUCCAACGAGCCCUCAAUCUUCCCCCUCGAUGGCCCCGGACCCGAACAGGUUUCCCAACCUUUGCCCAAUAAUGGCCGUCCACAACUCGCUCCCUCGAUCCAUACCAGAGACACAUCGGUGACGAGAGGCAGGCCUCAACAAACCUCGACACAGCCAUACCCUUCCAGUGUCGCGGCCUCAUCGCGUUCAGGCUCGGUGCAGCCCCAGCCACAUGGUUCAGAGUCAUCCGUGAGCUCAAGAGGUGGAUCCACAAUUGAUACCGCUCUGCAACGGCGGACGUCAAACAGUUAUGGCCAUCACCGCCAGACAUCCGUCAUUCAUGGCCUGCAGCACUCGAGAAGCCCCAGCUUCAACUCUCCCUCGACCUCAAGCCCUCUGACCCCGGACUCAUUGCUGAGCGCCCCCAGCUAUGGAAGAUACCCGAAUGCGAAUCGACGCGGCCAGCACUCUAGUGCCGAGAAUACCUCGACCUACACCAGCCCCGUCUCUCCAUAUCAAGGUCAUGCGCAGGGGCAUUCCAUUGAUUCCCUGAUCGAUGGCGGCUCCUCGAUGCAUGAGUCUUCUUCCUCCCAGCACAGGAGGCGCAAGGAGCAGUCCCGAACAAGACGCGGCCAGCAGGGUCAUGCAUAUCACUCGUCCAGUAUCCACCAGCAACCAGAACCACGUACUCCUGGCGAGUACGCGCUGUACCACCUUUUCCAUGCAUUUGUACUGCGGGCUGAUCAGAGAAUCAAUCACUGCCUUACUCUACUAGACAGUGCUGUCGCGCCAGUGGAGCAAGCCUGUGGUCCGGGAGUGGACGUCGGGUUUGACCAAUUGAUAGCUUCGCUUGGACAUAUAUCUCGUCAAGGUCCAAAGCCUUUGGUGGAUUCUUUGAUGCUCUGGCGGAAGGGAAAGGGUGAUGCGGCGGCCAAUUUGAAGAAGCAGGUCUAUCAGCAGAGACUACAAGCGGGUCUCACCAAUUCGUCUCUGCCCCCUUCACUGCCCAGACGUCAUACAGAACCUCUCCAGGUUUCAGGAGAGAAUGGUCUCCCACAAGUCGGCACCGAACAGAGCUCUUCCACGGAAGAUGCACUUACGCAGGAGUAUCUGCUGGCAGAUCGCCGCGCCACAAUAUCAGUCUAUAUCCUCUGCCGAGUCCUAAUUGCAAUUUUCGAACAGAGCAGUCUAGCUGCGAUAACUCAAGAUCUGGCCAACAAGCUUGAGGACAUCUUAUUCACCCAGAUCAGGGAGGUCGAACCAUCGCAGAUCUUGUCAUCGACCAUUCGACUUGCCAACUGGAAGAUUUACGGUGAAGUCUUAGGUCACAUGAGUCGCCUGGACUUUGUCAAUGUCACGUUCCGAUUUACACAGCAACUUGAACAAUGGCAAUUGGACUUUUCAAAAAGUCCAGGGACUGCUACGGCCAGAGAUAUCGAGUCUCGUCUCGAAUUACUCCUGCUGGGUAUGCGCCAUCUCCAUAUUUCUGUUACGAGAGAAGCCGCCUUUAGUGUCGCCGAAUUCCUGAGGACCCUUGCCGCCCUGUUCUCCGACGCACAUGGACCUCGCGUGAAGCAAGCAUAUUGCCAGCUCUUCGAGCGCAUGCUGACGGCGGUGGCAAGUAAUCCCGAGUAUUUUCAGACCCUGCCGAAAUGGAAAGACUUUAUAGAGACCGUCAACUCGCGCCUCGGAAAUAUGUUAGUCAAGGUUCGUCAUUGGAAUACUGGCUUUCCAGUGUCGAUUCUGCUCAUCUGCGUUUCGCCCAUCGAUGUGUUCUCCACGCAGUGGCUACCAACGAUCAUGAACCUGGCCCCGAAACUCAAGGAUCGGUCAACACGAGCUCUGGCUUUGCGAGCAAUCUGUCAGCUGGUCUGGACCUACCUCACACGCGUUGCGGAGACCACCCAAGUAAAAUUGCGUCGGCUGGAAGACAUCAUCAAAAUCACGAUUCCGCAAGGGAGAAAGACCCAUGUCGUCUCAGAGCCAUCUACCGCCCACCCAUUAGUCCAAUUCAUCAGAAUCAUUGGCUUUGCGGCUCAAGACCUCUGCUUUCGUUCUAUUAUCUUUCCUCUUCUACAUUAUGACAUGUUCCAAAUGAGUCGAAGCCUCAAGAUUGAAAACAUGGAGCCAGAACGAAUGGUUAUUGGCAUACGAGCAUUUCUAGCCGUCAUGGCCGACUUGGAGAAAAAUAGCACAAGCGGCCCGCCAUUCCCUGCCUUCACUGUUCAAUCGCAGAAUGUCGAUGGUCUACCCUCGUCGCCCGGGAGCAGGAGGACGAGUCUGGGGAUCGAUUCACCGCUUCGACCUCGAUUUGAAGAUGAGAAUCCCUCUUCGUUGCCAGUGAACACCGCUGUCUUGGACGAAAAUGCUAGGCAAUAUUAUCUGCAGUUCUGCCAGAUCUUGGGCAAGAUCACGAUCCUCUGCGACAACACUUUCGGUGGACAAGCUACGUUGAACGAGAAACUCUCCUCGACGAACGUGACCCCGAAGACCCCUCUCGCUGAUGCAUUCACGUUAACCCGCGGCCAAGAGGGAACGGCUACAGACCAGCGCCAAUCAUUCUACGAACUGCUACAUGUCGCCAUCCAAGCUCUUCCCCGCUGCUUCACCGAUCACAUUCCCUUGAGUCCGUUGAUCAACCUUUUAUGUACAGGCUCUGCGCAUGUACAAGCCAAUAUAGCAGCCUCUGCCACACAAUCUUUGAAAGCAAUUGCUAAGCAGGGUCACGCUCAAGCCGUAGCGAUUGCCUUUCCACGUUUCAUUUUCCACUAUGACUCCCAGUAUUCUACAAUGUCGGACGAGGGCCGUCUUGGACCGGCGCAUAUCGAGUCGACGUUAACGCUAUAUCUCGAAUUGUUACAAAUUUGGACAGAGCAGCUCAAGCAGAAGGCAGUGGCAAGCUCUUCAGAAACAAGAGACCGAUCAAUCCCGGGCUCCCACCGAGCCUUGCAAAUGGAACUCACACAUGUCAUCCCGCAUGUGGAUGAAAUCGAAGCCUAUGGAUUGUUCUUCCUUUGCUCGCAGUCUCGCCGCGUGAGAGCGUUUGCUAUCAAGGUGUUACGACUGGUUGUUCAAUUUGAUUCGGUACUCGGUCAAGAGGUACCAUGUAGGAUCAUAAAACUUCUUGAGGAUCAGUCUUCGACAAUUCUGGACUUGCAGGAGGAUGCGCUCAAUGUCGCGGAACGCAGCCGAUUGCAGAAGGACAAGCGCACUGGCCCCGGGCAAAGCACACUGAUCGAGAUCUGCAGCUCUGAAGUGUCCUACGAUUCGACCCUUUGGUUCAAGGCUUUCCCUAAUCUGAUCCGCGUUGUGUUUGACGCAUGCCCAAAUGCCAUCGCCUUGUGCCGUGGGACAGUCACGGACAGAUUAAUGAUGAUGCAGAACGAUAUCGAGGCCUUUUCAGAGACAAAUGGUGCAAAUGCGGCCAUAUAUGAAUAUCGCCUGCAGGGACGAAGCUCGGCAACAUCCGCAGAAGUGCUCUUUGAGCAGUGGAAGUUGUAUCUUAUCAUGGCUUGCGUCACUCUAAGCUCUCCAGGUGGCCAAUCUAAGAGCCAGCUUGCCGAUGCUGCUGCUCAUUCAAGGAAAACAUCCAAGAGUGCCGCAACAGCACAGGACAAGAUGAGUUCUGCCCGGGCGUUGUUCUCCGCUAUUAUUCCAAUGCUUGGUGCCGCGCCUGACGCUAUUCGUGACGCGGUGGUCUCUGCUCUUGGUUCCAUCAACCGCAAACUUUGCCGCACACUUCUCGAAUCGCUCCAGUAUGCAGUGAUUAAGUGCAACGAUGAGGCAAAGGCGAGAAUCAACCAUCAGAGAACUCCAAGUAGCCCACAGCGAUCUCAGCAAACUGAACGACUCCGGACCGAGGUUACGCAUGUUUACAAGCUCACAGCAGCCUUUUUGCGAUAUGAUGACAUCUACGAAGACGACUGGAUCCUGCAUAACCUUGUCAAUUACACCAGGGAUCUACGCAUCUUUCUGAGUGAUACUGAUGUGCAGAAUGACUGGCGGUUCCAAAAAUUGAGGUAUCAUUUCUGCGGUUUGGUGGAGGAGGUCUUCGAAGGUGUCAACAGAUCCAAGGCGCCAUCCCGCUGGAUGCCUUUCGAAUCGAGAAAGUCUGCAUUUGCCUUGAUGGAAGACUGGUGUGGUUACUCUGCGGAGCGGAAUUUGAUGGAUCCCAAUCACGGCCAUUCUCGCGAUUUGCACGAUCGGAUGAACGCAAGCGCUGCUCUUGAAAAAGAGAAGAACAACCUGAGAGUAGCCGCUCUGAGCGCAAUGGCGACCUUGUGUGCUGGCCCGAUCAGCAUCAAAACUGACAGUAACGCAAUCCUGUCAUUCAAUCUUCAACGCAUGCUCUCAUGGAUUGAUACAAUCUUCGCAACCAACAACCAUAAGAUGCAUACUAUCGGACGACGAGCACUUAAACUCCUUCUCAUGCAUAACCCGGAACAUCUUGUACUUGCCGAACAUGCUAUCGAGCAAUGUUACCGGACCGAGUCUUCAAUGGCGUUGGAAAGCUAUUUUAGUGUGGUUUCCGAGGUGCUCAUUGACCAACCGGACUAUCCUCUAGCCUUUUGGAAAAUUCUCAGCAUCAUUGUGUUCACAUUGGGAAAUGAAAACCGUGAAAUCAGAAUGCAGUCGGCGCAUCUGAUUCGCACUCUGGACGAACGCCAACACAAGAGCACCAAUCUUCAGGAGUUCGACAUUAGCAUUUCCGACAAGACGCGUGCUGUAUACAAACUGGCCCAAUUCGAAUACUCCAAGCGACUUGCCAAGGCCAACCUAGACAUCGCAUUCAUGAUCUUCUCCGAGUUCUCGCUGCAUUAUAAAUCUGCACGGAACGAUCAUCAGCGUAAUAUGGUCGUCGCCAUCUUACCAUGGUUGCAAACACUCGAGCUCCAGGUCGACCCGGGGACGGGAUCUCCAACUGCCGCGUCGUAUAUGCUUCUGGCUAACAUGUUCGAGAUAACGAUUUGCUCGAGCAGCGCGAUGCAUAACGAAGUACAAGCCUUAUGGCAAGCUCUGUCAACCGGCCCUCAUGCAGGAAACGUGCAACUGAUUCUUGACUUCAUUAUUUACCUUUCGCUGGAUCGCCGUGAUCAGAACUUUGUCGAAUACGCAAAGCAAAUCGUCGUUUAUCUGUCUUCCACUCCCGCCGGUUCACGAGUGCUGGAAUUUUUCAUGUUGCAACUCACUCCGAAGAACAUGGUCAACGACAGAAAGCAUGCUGAUGUAGUGAUGCCUGAUACGAGAAACCUUCCCUAUGUCGCUGAUUUGACUUCUCUUUUACCUAUGGGCAACAAACAGGUUGGUCUUUCUCUUGGACAAGUCUCCCUGAUUUUCCUGGUCGACCUCAUGGUCACUCCGGUGACCAUGGCCAAAGAUGAAGCGAUUAAGCUCAUUCACACUGUCCUCAUCCUUUGGGACCACUACACAACGUCAGUUCAGGAACAGGCAAGGGAGAUGCUAGUCCACCUCGUACACGAAUUGGUAACGACAAAGAUUGACUCGCAGAUGCUUAGCUCUGCCAAGUCAAACAUUGAAAGCCUUGUUGCGGCAGUUCGAAGCAACAGUUCUCGGAUAAGCUGGACUUACGAGAGCAACACGAGAAAAGACGAGGAUGAUGGCGCUAGCCGGGUGCCGCAUGCGAUGGGGGUCCUCACCUCUGAAAUUGUUAACAUUUUCAACCUCGCAUUUGACAACUUCAGCGACAGUUGGGCUAAAGAAGCACUGCACUGGGCCUCUAUCUGUCCAGUCCGGCAUUUGGCCUGUCGGUCAUUCCAAGUCUUUCGCUGCAUCUCUGUCAGCCUGGAUGCUAGGAUGCUUGCGGACAUGCUUGCUCGACUUUCUAACACGAUUGCCGACGAGCACACGGACUACCAGACCUUUUCGAUGGAGAUUUUGACGACACUGAAAGUUAUCAUUGGAGCACUGGAACCCAAAAACCUCCUGCGAUAUCCACAGCUCUUCUGGACGACAUGCGCUUGUCUCAAUACCAUUCACGAAAGGGAGUUCUAUGAGACCUUGGGAAUGCUCGAGAAAUUCCUCGACAAGUUGGAUUUGUCCGCUCCGGAUGUCACAGAGGCUAUGAUGAAGGGGCUGCCCGGAAAAUGGGAUGGCGGUUUUGAGGGGCUACAGCCACUACUCUACAAAGGGCUGAAAUCUGCUGACAGCUUGGACAAGACUCUUUUCAUCCUUCACAAGCUCGCAGACCUGCCAGAUUGCCAAUUGGUUGGCAACGACAAUCGUCUCCUCUACUGUGUCCUGGCAAACCUGCCACGGUGGCUCCGAAGCUUUGAGCUGGAUGAGCCCGAGGUCAUGACGAUAGCUUCUGCGCAAAGACUUGCAAAAGUGGCAAGCGCUGCUGGUCAUGAUCUUCUCUCGGCUUGUCUUCGGCGUUUCGCCAAUAACGAAAUGACAUCAAGUCAGGAGAUGCUCACCACAGCCAUUCAAGCCAUGAAGGUAGCGUAUUUCCCGGGAUGUGAUGCCCCAAGUUUGAUCUUCAUGAUCGGACUGUUAACCAAUAAGACACCAUGGUUCCGGGUUAAGCUGAUGGACAUUCUCUGUGAGCUGAUCCCGAUUGUGAACAUGAAGAGUCAUGCCAUCACAACACAUGGACCGGAUCUUAUCUCUCCAUUGUUGAGGCUGUUGCAAACUGAACACUGCACACAAGCUCUGGAAGUGAUGGAUUAUAUCAUGGAGGUUGCAGCUACGCCCAUGGAAAAGCAUCACAUGCGGAUGAGCAUGGCUUCUGGUUCAGCGAAAGCCAUCAGAAAAGAGUAUGAGCGGACACAGAGCCUGUACGGGAUCCCUCACUCAUCCGGCUGGUCUAUCCCGACGCCGGCGAUCUAUUCUAGCAUGACGAGGCACAAUGUUCACGCGGUGUUCUAUACAUGCGGCGACUCGGAAUUCUUGAAGGAUCAGGAGACCACCACCCCAGAUGUUGAGUUUCAAGGUGACGACGGCUACACGGAUUCAUACUUCCCGCCACAGAGUCGUGCAGAGACCAUCCGAUCACUGGAAGCGGCCGCGGAUACCAAUGUCAGUGACCUGGUCAAUACUCUUGACAGCCUUGACGAUUUCUUCGACGACGUCGAGGGUGACGACGUGCUCACUCCAACCGGAGCCAGUCAGCUUGGAGUUUCUGCAAUCACCAUUCCAACUCUUACUGAACAGAGCACGGCAUUGUACGACGAGCAGACAGCUCCAAUUCUUCGUCAGAGUUUAGCACGGACUGCAUCAACGACGACGGUGCAGGAUGGUUUUACCGAAGCCGGACCCCUCCCUGGCAUUACCCAUCGAACGCAGCCUAGUCUGUCUUCUCCAAACUCUACGGCAGCCACACAAUCCUCCUUCUCUUCGAUCGAUGAGCUGGGAGGUCCGGGACCUUCAUUGCCCAGUUCUACCAAAAAACCAAUGCUUCAGAGCGUAAUCAACCCGGUCAACUAUACGCGACCUGGACUCCACGCCAGAUCAAUCACUUCUCCAGCGAACCAAUUUCCGGUGUCACAGCCCACUUCAAGUGGAAUGGCUCCCAUGUCUGAAGGAGUUCCUCUCAGGCCUCAGGAUGACUACGCUGAUCAGUAUGAUGAGGUCAUUCUGUCGGAUGGAGAGAACAGUCCGUUUCCCUCGCUGAGCAUGACCAUGUCAAACCAGGCCGCCAAAGUUUUGUCAGGACCAGGGCCCUCCGAAUAUCAGACGACCCCAACCUCCGCGACCGAGACCGGAGGCGCGUUCAGCCUGCAAGGGAUGCGAAGGGGCAUGCGGCGUCUCACCGGCGGUAAAAGUGAAAGCCAAAAGGAGAAGGAGAAGAUCAAAGAUCUGGCACGCUUACGGGGGCAAUCUGGAGGGCAGGUUCAAGUGACAGGGGCGCUGCAGAGUCCCCGGGUUCCAAGAGUCCCUCCGGAGUAUCUCAAUGCCCCCAAUGCGACCGGAAUCAGCCCAACCGGGAGCCCUGGAGUUUGAAGACAUGUGGGAAUUAAAAUUCUGUUUUGAAUUUCCGUUUCUUUCAGCACGACAACGAUACCCAUAAUAGAGCAUCACGGAGCAUGACAGCAGUAUCAUCGGCGUUUCUUGUGCAUUUUCACCGACCUCAAUGUGUCUGUGUACCAUAUACAAAGGGUAUUCUCGAAGCGAAGACAAAAAAGCUGAGUUUGUAUAUUAGUUUUAGCAAUUGCAGGCGCCCAAGGAAGAGAUGUACCACCCCAAAAGGCUUUCGAACUCAUCGCGAGAUUCUCAUUCUGUUCAAACUCGCUCUUUGUGAUCAGUUGGUGACAAUUUGC